Molecule: messenger RNA, 2156 nt
Organism: Pungitius pungitius (ninespine stickleback)
Lineage: Eukaryota; Metazoa; Chordata; Actinopteri; Perciformes; Gasterosteidae
Product: LIM/homeobox protein LMX-1.2-like
Exons: 8
Coding region: 245-1378 (377 amino acids)
Biological process (GO): regulation of transcription by RNA polymerase II; neuron differentiation
Cellular component (GO): nucleus
Molecular function (GO): RNA polymerase II transcription regulatory region sequence-specific DNA binding; DNA-binding transcription factor activity, RNA polymerase II-specific
Source: RefSeq, a predicted model, not a curated record
GCUCGGGAUACAACACCACGGUUAAGAGCGCCGGAACCUCUGGAUGUACAGCUGCUGAUUCCGCCCCCCCCCCUCACCGGACACCGACUUCCCGCUCGGGCUUUGAGCACUUGGAGGAUUUGUAUUUAGUUCCAUUGUUGUAGUCGUGUGCCGCUGCUCGACGCUCUGUGGGGGAUUUGUCACGCGGACCGCCAUCUCACGCCUUGUGGAAGUUCGUAACAGGUCAUCGAUCCGCCGCGUAACGAUGCUGAACGACAUUAAGAUAGAAGAUCGUCUGCGGACGGACGCGGGCUCUCUGGACGGGAUGAUCGGCGGGGACUCUCUGCAGCGGGCCGUGUGCGAGGGCUGCACGCGGGUCAUCUCGGACCGCUUCCUGCUGCGGGUCAACGACGCGUCCUGGCACGAGGAGUGCUUGCAGUGCGCCGCGUGCCAGCGGCCGCUCACCACCACCUGCUACGUCAGAGACACGAGGCUCUACUGCAGGAGCGACUACCAGCAGUUGUUUGCCACCAAAUGUAGUGGCUGUCUUGAGAAGAUAGCGCCUACAGAGUUCGUGAUGCGAGCACUGGAGAGUGUUUACCACCUCGGCUGCUUCUGCUGCUGCGUCUGUGAUCGCCAGCUGUGCAAAGGAGACGAGUUUGUUCUGAAAGGAGGUCAGCUGCUUUGCAAGAGUGACUACGAGAGGGAGAGGGACCUGCUCAGCGCAGUCAGCCCAGACAACUCGGACUCAGAGAAGAGUGAGGAUGAGGAUAUGGAUGUGAAGUCAGAGAAGUGCCCUUCAGCAGGGAAAGGAAGCAGCGAUGGCAAGGACCCUCGCCGCCCCAAACGCCCACGCACCAUCCUCAACACCCAGCAGAGGAGGGCCUUCAAGGCCUCCUUCGAGGUGUCUUCCAAACCCUGCAGAAAGGUGAGAGAGACCCUGGCAGCAGAGACAGGACUCACUGUACGGGUGGUCCAGGUCUGGUUUCAGAACCAGAGAGCAAAGAUGAAGAAGCUAGCCCGUAGACAACAGCAACAGCAGGAGCAGCACAACAGCCAGAGGCUCAGCCAAGAGGGGAUAUCAGGUUGUAUGGAGGGCCUGCUCAGCUCCUACUCAGGGCAUCUACCUCCAAACCAGCAGCAGCAGCUGGUGACCAUGGAGCAUGGUGGCUACCACCCUGAUCCCUUCCAGCAGGGCCUCACGCCACCACAGAUGCCGGGUGACCACAUGAACCCCUACGGUACCGACAUCAUCUUCCAUGACAUGGACAGCGACACCUCUCUGACUAGUCUGAAUGACUGCUUCAUGGCCCCCACAGACGUCAGCUCCUCGCAUCCUCGGGCGGGGAACCCCAUCGACCGCCUGUACUCCAUGCAGAGCUCCUACUUUGCCUCUUGAGAAGUGCUACCGUCCCAGCCCACAGCACCGUGGCCCCGGGGCCACAAACAGGCGAGCCUGCACCGGAGUGGACACCAGACACAUGUCCGGUAAGACAUGAAUCAGUAAGGAGGGAAAUGUGACUCCAAGACCAAAUCCACCAAAUAUAACGGAGCGGCCUCGGCCCGUCAAAGGAGGGGGGAAAACUUGAAACUUAAACUUCUCCUGCCACCCGCUGUCUGCGCAGGAGUCUGGAAGGCGUGGGGCCUCCGUCUUCAACUGGCUUUCUUUUGUUGGAUGUGGACCUUUGUACAGAUAUAUGGGAGUGUUCAGUGCUAUGAAAAUCAGACUGUCACAGAAAAGUAAGGCUGCGUGUUUGUAACACAGUUUAAUACGUACUUUAUUUUAAUGGGACAAUCAGGCAAAUGUAGUUUUGGUGAUGUAAUGUAGUGCCAAGCACUUGUGUAAAAAAAGCAGUGAGCCAACUGAUUGAUACCUGUUUCAGAAUGUAAAUAAUGUUCUAAAUGUAUUUACUGUUCUUCAGACACAUCCCGUUUUGCAUGUUAGGUUAGACAGCGGUUUAUUUAUUUCUCCCCAACGUACUGGUACACAAUAAGAAAAAACAAUUCUGGCAAUAAGAUCCCAUACAAAAAAACACCUUCUUACCUAAUUCGUUGAUGAUUUGAUUCUGCUAUUUAUCAUGUUAUUUCAAUUGUUUAGUGAGUGUGUAAAUUAAUAUUGCUUUGCUAUUUAUUUUUCCAUUGAAAUCAUAUGGAUUUUGUCGAGACGGCAUUUUAGA